CGAUAUUAAUGCCAGCCCUGAUUCUGGUGUUACUAUGAGGUGUGCCGUGACACGUUCGACAAAAGUAGCAGCUUUUUAUGACAAUUGUACCGAGAUCAGGAGAUGUAAGUAAGGUCAUGUAGGUACGGAACGUAUGUGCAUGGAUAUGACCUCAGCAUACGUCAUUGCAAAUGUAGACAAAACCAUCCCCCACAUAUGGCAACGCCAUGGAUGCCGUCGAUCCAAACACCAAAAUAUAAAUUAGACUUGCUCGCCUGCAGGCUAACUAUCUGCCCACUUACAACCCAUUUACACUAGAUUUAAUACAUGUACCUCAUAUACUAGAAUAUAGUUUUAAUCUUUUCAAGCACACCAAGAUGACUGAUUCACGAGGAGGCCACUCGUCUGAAAUUGAACAGACACCUCUUGACUCGAAACAGCACGGCCAGGCACAAAACAUCAUCGACGAGACGUCCGCGACGUACGGCAAUACCACCCAGUCGGACCUCGGCGCCAACAUCGAAUCCCACGGCGAGGAGCUCAAGGACAGGGUCGACGGCGCCGUGAAAACCGGACCCAAGAAAGCGGACCAAAGCUCGGGCGGUAGAGUGCAGGUCGGCGAGACGGGAGACUUGCAUGAUCUUGCUGCGAAGAGGCAGCCUUAGGGGGGAAGAGAAAGCAUUUACGACUUUGGCUAGUUUGUCUGGUUGUGUGGUGAACGGUUUGUGUAUAACAUGGGAGUUAGGUGGAAUUAGGCAACUGUUUCGAUACGGUAUAUGAAGGUAAAGGGGCCUAUAAGAGGCAUGAUAUAAUGACUAUGGCUUCUUGAAAUCAGUAGCGAAGGGUCUAGUGAAUAAAUAUUAGAAAAGUAAAAGGAAUUCUGAUUUAAGCUUAUAGCAUAGACAUAACGCUCAGAAAAGCACCAACUACCUCCUACCUACCUACCUAUAUAUAAGGUAUACUUCGAGUUGGUUCUAAGCUUGACUUAAGAGCUUGAUAGAAAACAUGCCUCGUUCACUGGCGCCAUGCCAGUUUUCUACAACAUCUCUGUCUCUACCUCUGGUAACACCCUUGCGUAGCCGAGCUACAUCCUUUCUUCAAGAUCCUCUCCUGGAGAAUAAACCAAAAUGCGUGGGGGUAAAUAGAAGAGAUGAAGAGUAUUGCAGGCCAAAUGUUUACCUAAGUGAUAUACGUACGAGCUCAAGGGCCUAUUUCGGGAUCGUCUUCAGACGUCUAUCUAAUACAAAGGAGGGUCACAUCGAUAUAUACCCGCGG
Molecule: messenger RNA, 1254 nt
Organism: Daldinia caldariorum
Lineage: Eukaryota; Fungi; Ascomycota; Sordariomycetes; Xylariales; Hypoxylaceae
Exons: 2
Coding region: 357-644 (95 amino acids)
Source: RefSeq, a predicted model, not a curated record